Molecule: messenger RNA, 2059 nt
Organism: Daldinia loculata
Lineage: Eukaryota; Fungi; Ascomycota; Sordariomycetes; Xylariales; Hypoxylaceae
Product: DUF300-domain-containing protein
Exons: 6
Coding region: 196-1962 (588 amino acids)
Biological process (GO): transport
Molecular function (GO): transporter activity
Source: RefSeq, a predicted model, not a curated record
GCUAGGUUAGGGUCAUCGAUGCAUGCUUCGAAAGCCUUAAUCAAAUAACAUUUCUCAGUUCCCAAAACCCUCCACUUUCAUCAUUAAACCUCCGCUUACAACACCUCGAAUUUCGAACAUGUGCUACUUCGAAAUUCUUGUCCUUUGAGUAGGCAGUGUCCCAUUCCGGUGACGCGUAGGUCUCAAACCGCCAAUAUGGCUGGCGGUACCGGCCAGAAGUUCACCACUGCUACGACAGUUAUUGCUGGUGUCUUCUCUUUGGCAGCCACCUUGAUGUCUAUGGUCUCGAUAUGGCUUCAAUUAAAGAAUUACCGGAAGCCUCUCUUGCAGCGAUACGUCGUACGGAUAUUAUUGAUGGUUCCCAUCUAUUCGAUAAGCUCGUGGGUUAGUAUGGUGUCGUUGACCGCGGCAGCGUUUCUAGCUCCUAUAAGGGAUAUAUACGAGGCCUUCACCAUCUACACUUUCUUCCAACUCCUAAUCAACUACCUCGAUGGCGAACGAGCCCUUAUAAUAAUGACCCAUGGCCGCGCUCCUGUGCAUCACCUGUGGCCAUUAAACCACAUCUUCCCGAAAGUCGAUAUUUCCGACCCAUACACAUUCCUUGCUAUAAAGCGAGGAAUUCUCCAAUACGCAUGGCUUAAGCCCAUCCUAGCUCUUGCAACGAUUAUCAUGAAAGCAACAGGUAUAUAUCAGGAGGGGUAUAUUGGGCUUUCUUCAGGCUACUUAUGGAGUGGCAUCAUAUACAACAUCAGUGUUACUGUCAGUCUGUACUCGCUUGGGCUGUUCUGGGUCUGCAUGCACAAUGACCUAGUACCCUUCCGACCUGUGCCCAAGUUUUUAUGCAUCAAGCUCAUCAUCUUCGCUUCCUACUGGCAAGGAUUUUUUCUUUCUAUCCUAGUUUGGCUUGGGGCCAUUCCGGACGAUGUUCAGGGUUAUACUUCGGACAAUCUAGCAGCUGCCAUCCAAGAUGCUUUGAUCUGUUGUGAGAUGCCCGCGUUCGCCGUGGCUCAUUGGUACGCUUUCUCUUGGCAUGAUUACGCCGAUAACACACUCUCGUCGGCCAGAUUACCCGUCAAGUAUGCGGCGAGAGAUGCCUUUGGUAUUCUUGAUCUUAUUGAGGAUUCCAAGCAAACAUUUAGUGGGGACCAAUACAGCUACAGGCUAUUUGAUUCUAGUGGAAAAGUUAUCGCACACGAAGACUCAAGCUCCCGAUUUGCAAGACUGAAAGAUGGGAUGAGAUAUAAGCGGGGAGGCGAGGCGAAGUACUGGAUUCCUAAACCUGGAGAAGUUAGAGGGGAGCUAAGUGCGAAUACGCCGCUCUUAAAUUCCAACGGAGGACCGAGUGGUGCCGGUGAUCCAGCGCCGAAGUAUAACCACGGCUCUACCGACGAAUCUACAUUAGAUCCCGAUGAUGAGAGCCUCUACAGCAGGGCCCGAGAGUUAGAGUUUGGGGAUUGGAAUUAUCCUGUCAUCACCGCAAACGUGCCAACAAGAGAGCGCUGGCUCUCGAGGCAUCCAGAUGUGUAUCAAUCGCGUACUGGAGCUUGGCAUUCAACUCGAUCUCGCUCAUCCGAGAGCCUCAGCAACAGGCCCCCGGCAACAACAGCCUCAAGUACCGAAACUAUAACAAGCAAAAAGAAGAAAGGCAAGCAGAAACGAACUAAGCAUACACCUAAGCCUCCCCCAGAACCAACGGCUACCGCUGCUAAGGAAUCCCAGUCGAAAGGCCCGCUCGGUGCCCCCAUACUAUCAACCUCCGAUCCUCAAAUUUUAGAAGAGGAGGCCGAGGAGGAAGAUCUGACGUUCAAAGUAGGAGAGCCGACACCUGACGAAGUAACCCCUGAAGGGCAGGAAAGCAACCAAUGGGGUAAUGAUGGGGCGGAGCAUGAUGCAACCAGUCCAGUAUUUAGCCCCGGAAACGAGGACGAGUUCCGGAAUGUUUGGGGUAGCGACCGUUUGUGAUUUGUAUAGUACUUUUUUGCGCCGUUAUUAGAUACCCUGGAGUUCAUACUACGCGGCUGUUUUUAUAUCGGUAGGUAUAUAGAGGGCAUAUUACACC